ACGCGCUUGCUGAGCUGGUCUACCUACCUCACUCCUUGUAGGGGCCCGAGCAGGCACAGCCGCAGGUCGCUUUUGCUGAGCGGGCCUGCCUGCAUCACUCCUUGCAGGGGGCCCCACCAGACACGCGCGCAGGACGCUCCUGCUGGGCGGGUCUGCCUACACAUACUUCACUUCUUGCAGGGGCAGCCGAGCUGGCAAACCCCGAGAUUCAGGUUGCUCCUGGUCGGCUGGCGUGCCUACCGCACUCAGUUCUCCUUUCUCCUUGUUGGACAACAAUAGAGGCGAUACUUUCCCUGUGUUUAUCUCGGCAUGGAGCCUGGACUUGAAUCUGUGAUCGAGGAUGCAAUCGGCGAGGCAAUCGAGCCUUCCGCGGACGAUGAUGUCCCCGCCCGCGUCAGCACUAAGAGUAGUGCCAAGGCCGGCGGCCGUAAGAGGCCGAUCCGCAGGAAGAGGAAGAAGGCCCAGGAGCGGCACCCGGAGCCUCAGGAGGCUGACGAGAGGCCGUCGCCUACAACACCACCCCAGUCGUUGACUUCCUUCAUGGCGCUCGCCGCCGACUUCGAGGCCGCCAUCGAUGACCUCGAGCAAGUUGGUGGCCUUCGUCGGUAACCUCUAUGGGCAGAGUAUCCAAACGCGGCGCGGUGCAGGGAUGUGUUUCGGAUGUCCUUCGCAGCGCGAGGGCUGGGAGAACCUGCACACCGAGUUCUUGCGGGUGUUCCGGCGGCUCGAGGAGGUGGAGUCGCGUGAGGCUGGCCUGCAGGCGCGCGUGGACGCGCUGGAGGGCGAGCUGGAGGUGGCGCGCCGCGCGCUGGAGCCGCCUGCACGGCUGCGGGCGGACAGUGCUCGCGUCGCCCAGCUCCAGGACGAAGUGGUUCGGCUGCGCGCGCAGUGCGACUCGGCCUCCGCACGCGAGCACACGGCGCUGGAGACGCUGGACGGCUUGCGGCGCCACCUGGUGCUGGUCCAGCAGGAGCUCCACCAGGCGAAAGGGCUCAAGGAGGACUCCCAGGGCAUGGAGCACGAGAAGAAGUCCGCCAAGCUGCAGCGCGAGCGCGACAUCCUGCUGAUCCGACUGGCCGCGUUGAACGAGCGCCUGGCCAAGGCGCAAGACCUGCAGGCCGAGCUGCAGCGCUCCGCCUCGGAGAAGGACCUGCACUUGGGCAAGGUGCAGCAGCAGCUGGCGCACGAGGUGGAGCGCAAGCAGCGCGAGAUGGACGCGCGCGCGACCCUGGAGGCGGCGUACCGCGCGCUGCAGUCCGAGGUGGAGGCGCGGCGGAACGAGCUCAACCACGUGGAGCUGCAGCACAAGACGGCGGCCAUCAGGGCGGCCUGCCUGGAGAGCACCGUCGCGCAGCUGGAGGAGGCCAACGACGGCCUGACCAAGGAGUCGGCCGACCUGGCGCAGCGCGUGGCCGAGCUCAAGUCACUGCUGCGGCGCCGCGGUCUGGAGCUGGACAACGCGAUGGCCAGCUGUCAGGGAGUGGCGGGCGAGAUGCAGCACCUGGAGGGUUCCCUCGCCGCGCUGGAACAGAAAGUAGGCGUGGCUGCUGCUGCUGCUGCUGCACGGAUGAGUCAACGAUGA
Frankliniella occidentalis (western flower thrips) is the source of this 1582-nucleotide messenger RNA. Its product is annotated as kinesin-like protein K39. The coding region runs from base 575 to 1582 and encodes 335 amino acids. Lineage: Eukaryota; Metazoa; Arthropoda; Insecta; Thysanoptera; Thripidae. The transcript has a single exon. The record is from RefSeq and is a predicted model, not a curated record.